Molecule: messenger RNA, 1787 nt
Organism: Anoplophora glabripennis (Asian longhorned beetle)
Lineage: Eukaryota; Metazoa; Arthropoda; Insecta; Coleoptera; Cerambycidae
Exons: 3
Coding region: 18-1787 (589 amino acids)
Molecular function (GO): protein binding
Source: RefSeq, a predicted model, not a curated record
UAACCGAUCAAUACUGGAUGGAUCAAAAAAUAAAUUCAAUUUUACGUAUAGCCAAAUAUGGGUUCAAUAAGGGAUAUGCCAUUAAACAAAAGAUAGUACUUAUAAUUAUAGAUGUGGGUUAUAGGUUAUUCGAAUUUUCAGAGAAUUUAUCCAUUUACGAUAUGAGCCAUUGUCUCUUUUUUGUUGCCGCUAAAGGCGAUUUAAGACAAUUAAUUGAAAUAGUUACUCAUUUCAAAACUUCUGGCAAUGUGACAAAAAUACACGAUACUCGUGAAGGUGACACUAUACUUUCCUUCAUGGCAAAAUUUGGGGACUAUAUUCAAGAAGAUUUUCUAAAUUGCUUUAGAUUUAUGUUGGAUCAAGGUGUUGAUAUUGAAAGAACCGACUAUUACAAAAAUAAUUUAAAACAAAUUAUUGCAAAGGAAAUGAAGAUUUUUCAAGAAGGUGAAAUUUGUGAGAUAUUGAAAACAAUGUAUAAUAUUGUAGAUACAUUUGCCAAACCAAUUGCCUAUAAUGCUGACUCAACAUUGAGCCAUAAAUACCAGCUUUUCCAGGCAAUUAUACACGGCAGUAAAAACUUAAUUGACGUUUCUGAAGAUUAUAAACAUCUGGUAAAUUCAGAUGAUGGAGAGAAUACCCUUCUGCAAUUAGCUAUAAUUAAAAAUAAUGUAGUCAUAGCAAAAGAAUUAUUAAAUAUGGGUGCGAAUCCCAAUCAAAUAGUAAAAGGAAGAAAUGAAGAGGUUCCUUUGGUAUUAGCUGGUAAACUAGACAGACAUAACAUUUUUACAGAAAUAUUAAAGAAUAAGGAUAUUGAGAUUAGCGAAAGCACUUUUGUCGAGUUAGUGAAAAAAUCAAAAUGGAAGUUUACAAAUCCCUUGUUGGAGUCAAAAAAAUUGAAUGUUGAUUUUGAACAUAAAGGAAAAAUACCACUGCAGUAUGCUAUAAAAGCAAAAAAUAGAAAAGCUGUAAAAUCCUUACUUGAAAGGGGUUCUUGUGUUAAUGACACUUGUUUACGUAAUAUCAAUCCCAAAGAUUUAGAAUAUUACUUAAAUUCAUGCAUACAUUCUGACUACCAAAAAGAUUUGGAAGAAAACAGUUACAAGUCGUUUCUGGUCUUUGACUUUUUUCUAAACUCUUCUAGAAAAUUUCAUAAAAAGAAAAACCCACAUGAUAAUUCUAAUGAGUCGGGACAACUAUAUAACGGUUCACCUGGCAAGUUUGAAUCUGAAGUUGCAAUUAUUCGGAACAUUGGAAACAUGAAGAGGCUCAAACAUCUACUAGAGCAUCCCUUAGUGUACAUAUAUAUUAUGCUUAAGUGGCAUUGUGUAUGGAAGUAUUAUUACUUUUUUGUUAUCCUUAAAUCAAUUUUCUAUUUAAUUAUUAACAUUUUACUAUUCACAGGCUCAUUUAAUUUUUACAUAGCAAUUCGUGUCCUAUUAAUACAAAUUGCAGUUGUCAAGGAGAACACACUGUCGAAAAGCACUCCGAAAAGUGAGAGGCAAGGGGACCUCACUUUAAUAAAGCACACCGAAAAGUGCGAGGCAAGGGGAACACAUGUUAAUAAAGCACCCCAAAGGGAACAGCCUACUACGUCCUCGUCGUUGUUCCUGAGUUCGGCAAAACAAGGUUCUCCCAACGAAAGUCUCGUUCUCACUGGGUUAUGGGGUUUCGGAGUUAUAGGGUUAUUGAAGAUUGAGGAAGUGCACAAACAUAAAGAGGCCAUUCUUCAGGAAAAAAUAAGGUCCCUAACGCCAGUCCAAGAAAUCGCUAGUGAGGUAUUCCUCUAA